GUUCCCAGAGCGAUAGGUUUACUGCAGGCGAGAAAGCACACGGGCUUUUAUUAUUCCCAUACCGAGCGCGUUAGUCGCAGUGCGACGUGUGUUUGCAGUGCGUUUUGUCCAUUGUUUUUUUGUGCAACAAUAGAAACAAGACAACAAGAGCUCACAGGAAAGGAACAUUUUGGGUGUGUAUUUUAAUGCAGUGAUCGUCAUCCGUGCACCUACACCGCAGUAGGGGUCGUUUUCUGUUUUCGGUGUGUCGUAACCAAGAGGCAGCAGCAGCAGCAACAACAACAGGAGCAACAUCAGCGUGUCUAGUCAUAGUAUUUAUUGUGCGGCGCUACUAAUACUACAAAUUGAAAAAAGACACAUCGGUUUGUUUUUCCUCGCGUACGGUUAAGCGCGACAUCCCAACCACGGAAAACCACGCGGUCCAGCAUCACUUCGACGCCCGUAAGCCAUUAAAUUGUGAAACGCUUUCAACCGAAGGGGGCUUGAAUCCCGUUGCUUUUCGCUUCGCGACCACACAGCCGUAGAUGUGUGAGAGAGCGGGUGUGCGUGUGUGAGAGCGCGUGUUUUCUUCUUCUACUUUCUCGCGCCGUCUCCAUGUGUUUUGUUGUCGAUGUUGUUUGUUUGCCCAGCACCAUCCAGCAUCGUGGUCAUCUUUAGUAGAAUCCUGCUGACGGUAGCAGCAGGGAGCGUAGCAAUAGCAUAAGUGACACCAACAUCAUAAACAGCAACAGCAGCAACGCAAGCACCACCAGCAGCAGUAGCAGCAACAACAACAGCAGCAACAGCAAGUGCCGAUCGGGGGAGUGACGCGCUUUACGCUGACUAAACUGACGGUUCACUUAACAAACACGCCUCAUCUCUUUCUCGCAAGCAUUGCUCUCGUUCUCUCCCUCUCCCAACCACCGGUGCGCUACACCUCUCGUGUACUCGCCCUAGUCCUGACAGAUUCCCUUUGUUCUCGGACUGCGGGAAAAAGCGAACAGGAGAACAACAACAACACCAUCGCGGCAACAGCAGCAGCAACGCGGAUCGUCGCAGCAAGCGCGUGGUUUUUGACGGCUCUAGUGCGUGCAUUUGGUAGCGCGAACGCACGUUUCGCUAACGAUACACGUCCGAAAGCACGCGGUACAGCGGCAUAAGGUGUGUACGGUUUGGGUGUUUGCUGUCCGGUUUCCACCCACUGCGCUUGACGGUGGUGGCGGUGUUCAUCUGGGAGAGGGAGAGAGGUGUGCAGAACGAGAGGCGGUGAUUCGGUUGGUGACCGGAGCACAACGUGGUGUACCUGUACGACGGCAGUAGCUGUCACACGCUGCAGUUGCACUUUUAUCGAUCGGACAGCGGUGUGUGGCCAUUAUCAGCAUCUUGAACUGUAAAUAGCAAAACGUCGACCUCGUUGCAACCGGGAGGUGCUGCAUUAUAAUCAGUGCAAUCGGGUCUAUCUUCUGACGUACGACGACGAUACGCGUUUUACACAGGUGUGCGUGUGUGUGAAGGAAGCAAACGGAUAAGGAAACGUCGAAAACUGCCACUGCACGUCGGCCAACUUGCAAGAAGCAGCAGCGGUACGUACGAGUGCCAGAAAGAGAUCACCUUUCGAACGAAUUUACUACCGAGUUCCGAGUGGACGGAUUGUCUGUGCAGAGCGAGGAUAAGACAUCCGCGAGUUGUGCAAACGCAGUGCGAAAGAAAAGCGCAUCGUACGAACAGUUACAACGGCUAUUAGUCGUCCACCUCCGAAGAAUCGGCUGCAGAAGCGAGGCAGUAACCAUGUUGCGCUGCGUGUACUAAACAGCAGGCACUAGUCUAGUUAAUGUCACACGCCACACACCACUUCACAACGGUGUGCCUGCGCCACGAGCUUGCAUUCUCUGCACUUUCGAAGCCCCCAGUUUCGGUCUGUUACAGCAAUGAGCGGAUAAAAGUUUUCGCGUGCACAUCGGAAACUCCUUACACGCCUUGCCCAAAUAAUAGUGUGCUGUGCAUGCACGUUCCUGAUUUUCCUUUGUGCAAUUCACCGUUCCCGAACUACUUGUACAGAGCUUGACGAAGUGAAAAGCGGAAGUCCAAACCACGCGCUCGUGCUGCACCGGAAGUAACCUGCCGCGAAUUGUCGUACCAGUACACGAACAUUACAUACACGAGGCCGUUCUGUGAGACUGCUGUAAGCGGAAGGACCCAUAUUUUGUUGCCCAGGUGGGGUGUGCCGUUGUACAUCGUUGGCAGAUACCCUCGUGGUCAUUCGGCAGCAAGGAAGAACAGCAUCCAAGCAGAGCCAAGUAACGGAAAAGGAUACGCGAAUAAGAGAGGAGCAAAAAAAAAAAACACGCGGCGGGCACAUCUUCGAAGCAAUUACAAAGCGCAAAGCACCACCUUCCGCGAUAUGGCGUUGUGAAAGUGCCGUGGUAAAAAGGGAAAACUGUUCGUGUUUCAACGACCGCUUUGCCACUUUCGAUGGCACCUGGAACUACCACCGGUUGGUAAGGAAACGGUUGCAGUUGUUUCAAAUCACAAGACAUCGAAAAAGCACAUGGCCUGCUGACGGGAAAUGGCUGCUUGAGUGUAUUUUCCUCCCAACGAGCGUGUGUCUGUGUGCGAGAGAGUUUGUGCAUCGCUUUUUCAUAUCGAACGAGUGUGAUCAAUCACAGCAAGCGGGCAGCAGCAGCAUCAACCAGCGCAUUUGCAACGGAUCACCCCACACAAUACAUGCAAAACAACGUGUCCAUCAUUCUCUCGCGACGCUUGCAACGCAAGAGAAGAGACUGUGCAGUUUCGAUUUCAUAGCUCCCCUUGGUCCACUACUACUGCUCCACCACCCGUUAUGUUACGCUUCUUUCCACUGCAUCAAACCACAACCACCCUCUGUUGACGUGCAGCGCUUUACAACGACAGCUUCGCUAUAGCCUACCCCGAUUUGGUGUGCUCCAGGGACGACGCAGCAGCGUGAAACGAAAAUAACUCCACGGAUUCGCGGAUUUCUCGGUGACCUUGACGCGGGGGUCCGUUUGUUUUCGUCUUCCUUUUGUUUUUUUGGUGUACCGAACCAAUCCAACAACUUCCAGCGACAGUCACGUCGACCGUUCGCCUGGUUGCUGCAAGUAUUAUAUCGCCGAACCCUAGCGCACCCCUUCGAUUAAUCAUUCCCCGUCCUGCUCGCACGCAAGGGUAUCGCUGCAUCGUUGCAACCCUCUCCGCGCCACCAUCUAGCUGCUAGUCAACUGCAUCGCGAACAACUGCGAUGGUGGUGGGCAAGCGCUGCACUCGUGAUUAUUCGCUUCAUCGAUAGCAUAGCACCACCGCGUACCAGCCGUAGCAAAACGCGAUCGAGGUUGAAAUGGUUUUUGCAAAGUUUAACGCGUUAUAACACAGUAUUUGUUGCACUCGCGCCGCCCCAUUCCCCCCCAAACACCUCUCCACUUUGCCAUAGCGUCAACAGUUCAGUGAAUUCCAAGCAACCUUGCGUGUGCUUGUGUGUAUACGUUUGUAUAGUUGUAAUCAGGAGCCGCGCACACCUUCCUGCUCGCAGACUUCUGGUGCAUUACAAAGCAGCGCACAAACAAUAAACUGCGCGCAAACACACACACACACAGAACCAUUGAUUGCCUGACUGGUGGCAAGCUGAGAGGCAUGUAAUCGAUUCAACAGUGGCGCAAACGGCCAGAAAAAGAAGGCGCUAGUGAGCAAGAGCGCGAGAGCAAUAGCAAAACAAAAACAAACCCAACAACAUAUACCAACCCCCCCUUCAUCGAAAAGAAACGUCACACGCCAGCCCUGGUGAUCGAAGACGUUGUGCAUAUUCUGGUGAGCGAGCGAGCGAGCGGGUGAGCAAGUGAGAACAACUCGAAUUGCAUCACGACAGCCGAAGAGCGCGGGAGCGAGAUAGCGAGAUUGAGCGCAAGUGUGCGAGCUGUUGCAGUGUAGCUUACGGCCGGCCCAGCUGAGCGAACACCGAAUCCGAGCAGCUGAGUGGAAAUACUUCACACACACUGAACGCCAUACACAUACACAAUCGUACGGUUGCAGUGUAUAAGGCUACGAGAGGGGUUAGUAUUACAGCAUCAUCAGGCACGCGGUGCAUCGGUAGUCGUUGGUGCAAAUAAGCGGUUCGAAGGACCCGCGUUAAACUCUCACGUCGGAUUGGCCGUUCCUGAUGUUCCUAUCGAUUAGUGCAUUUUUUUAACGACGUCGGCGGAAUGUAGAACACAGCACCGCCCAAAACAAGACCUGUCACCAGCCCCCCGCCACCAAUCCCAUCUCAAGGACGGGAAUUGAAGCGGAAAACGUUAAACAGAGGAGGACACAAAGACGGAGCACUACGAUAUCAGUAUCAUCAUCGCAUCACCAACUCACCGUCGCCGUACUAACGAAGCGUGUUUCUCGCCAGUGUGCACCAAAUUGUGUGUGCGUAGUAUCCGGGGUACGUUAAAACGCAUCGGAAUCACACACCACUGCAGCCAGGCCUGCAGAAAACCCAAAAUAAAGCAAAACAAAAAAGCGCAGUGGAAGAAACAAUCGUGCGGUACAACGGCAAAGUAGAACGUGCCACAGCCACCAUCACCACACCAACCCCCAAUUACCACCCAUCGCACUCUGCUACACACGUAUAAGUAUGUGCGUAGGUGUGUGAACGCUCUUCUUGUGAUAUUACAACAUUCGCACAAUUCCUUGGCACACACCAUAUAUUAUUAGCUGUGUGGAGACAAGAGCAACCACGCGGUUGUGUUCAGUAAAGUACAAAAAAAAAAAACAACAACAAAAGCGCCAUCUUUAAGCAAACGGCAAACAAAUAUCCCCCCAAACUAAAGAGGCUCGUGAAUAAGGUAGUUGAAAAAAGUAGGAGACAAAACUGCAAAGUGCAAGGCGGGCCGAAUACUGGUAGUAGUAGCGGAAGCGAACGGUUGAGGCGAUAGUAGGUCGCGCAGAUUCGUUCGAUUCGAUUCGAACUGACCACCGUUACGAGCGUUAAUUAAGUAUGGAUAGCACGCAGCAGCAAAAGCAAUCGCGCACGGUGGACAGUGAUGAAGAGGAGGACGGGCGUGAGGUGAAGAUGCAGCUAGACGAGACGGUGGAUCUGAAGGGGCGAGCAAAGAAACGUGGAACAUCGAUGGAGAUCGGGCAGGAAGCUGCUGCUGGUCUGCAAAAGAGAGAAGCCGUAGCGAACAGCGAAGAGUUGCCGAAUCAGUCGCAGAAGAUUUGGAAUCAGUACGUUGUGCACGGCCUAAUCGAUAAGGGUACGUUCAGCACGGUCUCGCUGGCAACGCUGUGUUCCGAGCAGCACCUGCCGUUCGAUAAGCGGCGCCAGUUUGCGAUCAAGCUGAUCACGCAGACGAGCCAUCCGUCACGGAUCGAGCGCGAGAUUCUUUGUAUGAAGAAGAUUGGCGGUCAGCGUAAUGUGGUCGGUCUGCUCGGCGGGUUCCGGCUGGAGGGCGAGGUAGCGCUCGUGAUGAACUACAUUCCGCAGGAACCGUUCCACCUGUACUACGCGCAGCUAACGCCCGCCGAGGUGCAGCGCUUCCUGCAGCAACUGUUGAUCGCCCUCGAAUGGGUGCAUCUGCACGGUGUGAUCCAUCGGGACGUGAAACCGAGCAACUUCCUGCACAGUCCCCGUAACGGUGGUGGCUCCUACGUUUUGGUCGACUUUGGGCUUGCACAAGAAACGGAUAAAGGUGCGCUGUCACUGCGCACACCCGUCAUUCCUCGGAGGCCUGAAGGCGGCAGACUGGAGGAUCAGGUUGUCCCCCGGCAACAGGAUACCGUCGUGGUGCGCAAACCGUUGAAGAGACAGGGCAGUAACACUAGUACUACCACCACCCACCCUUUAAAGCUCUCGAAUAGUAGUGCGAUGAAAGAUCUCGGCGAUGUACCGCUGGCUCGGCAAACUAAAUCGGUUGUUGCCACCAUUGGAAGCGGGCUGAAGCAUCGCCGCUCGGCGGCGGUACUCGAAACCCGAUCGCCUUACGCGAAGGAUCUCAAAUCGGGCGUUAAUGGCACGUCCUCUAACCUGCCGUCGUGCAACUGUUCGUGCCGGCCACAGGUCUGCAAUGGGUGUUUGGUGCAGCCGGAAAUGAAUGCACCUCGGGCUGGCACACCGGGCUACCGGCCACCGGAGGUGUUGCUGAAGUAUCCGAACCAAACGACGGCCGUCGACAUCUGGGCAGCUGGUGUCAUCUUUCUGAGCCUGCUGAGCAAGUACCAUCCGUUUUUUACCAACGUGGACGAUAAUACUGCGCUGGCACACAUGAUUGAGGUGUUUGGCUUCCAGCGCCUACAGGAGACGGCCCACGCACUCGAUCGCAGGCUGCACGGCACACCGGAAACGAUGGAAAAGCAGCCGUACAAUCUGCGCCGCAUCUGUCAGCACUUUCGUGCUAUCCACGAUCAGCGCGAGAUGGGCGCGGGCGGUGGUGGUGAGGCGGGAGGCUCUAGCCCACCAUCUGGCCGGGACGAGGAAAAUUUUUGCUGCGGCAACUGUUGCAAGCCGCCGGAGAGCUGUUUGUGCCAGAACCGUAGGAAUGUAGCCGAUGGUUCGGACGGGCGGUCUUCGCGGAAUGCAGAAUGCGACGAGUACGGUCCGGACGCUUACGAUCUGCUGGAACGGCUGCUCGAAACGAAUCCGCACGUACGUAUUACCGCCGCGGAGGCGUUGAAGCAUCCCUACUUUCAGGUCCAAUACUGAACUCUGGGCAUCGGUGGUUUAACGAAUUGUCUUUGGGCACGUUUGAGAGUUUGGGAGUUUGAUACAGAACGCCGCCCGACACAAUUGCACCAGCACCACCGGUACAAACUACAUAUGACUAAGUAUGUAGGAGCAGAAGUAAGAGGAUUGUGUGUGGCCAGUGGCGUCAAUUAAUGCCAGUAUGUACAGCAACAACAAAAAGCAGAAAAAAACAACGCAACGAGAGAUUGAGACCGAUGCAGGAAGAAUAGGGGGGGGGGGGGGGGGUGGCAUAAGAGAGUUAGAGAUUAUCUUUGCAAAGUUCAUUACUUCUUUAAGUUACCACCGAAUAGAUAACACACGCUCUAAUGCCACACGAUCGUUCUCACGGUUGCAUCUCAACCAUAAAUCGAACGCCAAAAGCGAGAAUGCCCCAUUUACACAGACCAUUCUACACGCAGCGAACACAUACACACCGACGACACACAGGCACUUGUGGCAGGAUGCCCUCUUCUAGAGAUGGGGAAGCGUCCCGUAUUAUAUAGGCCAGUAUGAUGAAACACACGUCCGCGAUAGUGCAAUAGAGAAAGAGACAGAACAUGCGAGAGAACGAGAGGGUACGAGACAGAGAAACAAGUGCGCCUACAUUCCUUUUCGUCCUUGUACUACACCCAAGGCUCUAAAAUGGGACGAUGAGCCAAGACUAGCAUCCCACUGGGCCCCACGUGUGGCCGAUUGCACCAACUGGCGAGAUGCGGCAUCUCACACGCCCAUAUUGCACAUGUGCUCACAAACAAGAGCCCCAGCUCUAGCGAAUGUAAAAUUGCGAAGCAAAAGAAAAACACGUAAAGGUGCGCGCCAAACAUGCGCCAAUUGCCAUGCGUUGUUGUCGCACGUCGGUCACACCGGAGUGUUCCUCCUUCAAUCGUUUUUUUUUAUAUUACAAUGUGGUGUGAUGAGCUCUCUCUUAAUCAGCAAGGAGAAGGAGGCGAAGCAGGAGGAACACAGAACGGCAGGCGGUUUUUGUUUGUAAAAUGUUUGUUUUCAUUACUUUAUUUAUAUUUAUGUACCUUUUUUUUUGUUUUGUUCUUGUUCUUAAGACAAAAGUCUGGUUUAGGAAACGAUAUGCUCUAGUUGGCGCAAGCGCGUAGCUUUCACGAGAAGCUGAUUAUUUAUUUCUUUUGUUUUAUCUAUAUUUCGAUGCAGGGCACCGGUCUUCCCGGCCGCAGCUUCCCACCCGAUUCGCUCUUCCGCUAGGUGGAAUUAACGGAGCGUUUGGGUUGGAAGCGUGCGGUUCGCGGACGAUAAGUUGCCCAGCAUCGAAGGAUCGUGUUGAGCGCCGUAAUUUUAAAUCUAUUUAUUAAAUUAUUAUUGUCAGAAAGCUUUUUGAAUUUGAAAAUGAAACGUGUUGGAAAGCGAGCGGCGUUUUACGUUUUAAUCUGUUGCUACAUCUGUUGGUUCAGUUUCUAGUAUAUAAGCUUCUUCAAAGCUUGCCUCUUGGGAGCGUGCGUUCGUGUGACACGGUGAGGGGUGUAAAUGCCCAAGUCCAAUCCAUGGGCGGUGGGGUAUAUGCAGAGCGCCGCACCUGGCACUGCUGAAAUCUUACGCCUGUCGCCCAAUUCAGCAGCAUUAUAUUUGUAGAGUUAGAGCGAGAAUGAGAUUUCGUACCGGCCAGCGGCAUAAGAUUACGAAAAGGACGCACGACAAAGUGUUAUUUGAUAGGACGAUAGGGCAUGGCCAGUAGCAAUUGAGGCGUGAGGCAAAGUCGGAAAGGCGCACCACCUUCCACGGAUGUAGGAAGCGCCAGCGUGGUCGUAAUGCAAGCAAACAAACAAUGAAAAAAAGAAGUACAACAUUAAACCAAUGGGGGUAUGAUUACAAAAUCAAAACAAACAAACAAAAACACAAUCAGUGUAGCCAAUGGGGAAAUGGGACGAGAAUCGCAUCAUCAUCAACGUAGAAUUAACGCCUGUGGUUGAGAUGUAGUAUCUAUGAAUGUAUAUCUGUCUCUAUAUAUAUAUAUAUAUGCGCAUGUAUAAUAGAUUUAUAUGUGCGCGUGUGUGUACGUAUGUUUGUAUAUGUUAUCGUCGGGACACAAGGCACCCCGUUACCGCUGUUUCGUCCUUGUUCGAAAACGAUCUGUCCGCAUCUGCAGUUGCAUGGCACGUACUGAGCAGCCGAGCUCGUCUGUGGAAGUAAAAAGUGACAUGAACUUUCGUUUUUAUCUUGUUAAACUGCAUCCCACGCGGCUUUCCUUACAUUACCUUCACCUCGGCUUUAUUAAUCGGUUGAAAAUAUGGAGUUUCCCUUAUUCCCUUUUCCCUUUCAUCCCUAUGUGCUAUAAACCGUUAAAUUAAAUUUUUCCUUUCCAAACCCAUCGCUCGAGAGAAACGAUCUCAUCGGUUGUGCAAGGGACACGGAACGUUACGGGGGCUGCUGUUAUUGCAUCCAUAACGUUCCAUCUGUUUAAGGAGGCGAGGGCAGCCCCUCGUUAAGAAGUACUGCUCUAGAGAAGAACAGACAGACGGAAGUAACAGAGGAGAAGCGCAUGCGAAACAAAGCAUAGGCAUUGUUGGCGGAUUUUGUGCGACACAGAACUGGUAGGAAACAAAACUGAAACACAUGAAACGGAUAAACGUGCGGUGCACUCGCAGUGGCACAGGCAUUUCUAUGGUACUAACCAUUGGCUAGAUGCAACCACCGCAGACAGGGAAUGUAGGAAGUGUAGCACAAUUUGAGUGUAAUGUAUUUUAAAUCGUAAUACCCGUUGACGUGUAUGAAUGAGCAAGAAAAACAUCCCACGUGUAGGUAAAUUAAACGCAAUAUCGUCUGAAAUGAA
Messenger RNA from Anopheles stephensi (Asian malaria mosquito), 9491 nucleotides. It is a transcript of the gene Cdc7, whose product is annotated as cell division cycle 7-related protein kinase. Gene Ontology annotation, molecular function: ATP binding; protein serine/threonine kinase activity. The record is from RefSeq and is a predicted model, not a curated record. Gene Ontology annotation, biological process: protein phosphorylation; mitotic DNA damage checkpoint signaling. Gene Ontology annotation, cellular component: nucleus. NCBI's taxonomy places the organism in Eukaryota, Metazoa, Arthropoda, Insecta, Diptera, Culicidae. The transcript has 2 exons. Bases 4970 to 6673 code for a protein of 567 amino acids.